AUGCAACAAAAUGGGCUACCUCGAGCUCAUAAUCCAUACGAGAACUCAUCUGAGCUCUUGGAACAUAAAACUAAUCUCUUCAAUAGUAUUAUUAGACAGAAUUGGCUAUAUGGAGUAGAUUAUGCAGAUAUUAGAGGAUUGUGCAAAGACUCUGUAACAAUAUACCAAGUUAUAGAUUUUAGAGAUAUAAGUAAGCCAAGUCACAGAUCGGAAGAUGAUUCCGAUGACGAGGAUCAAGGAGAUGACAACACAAAGACAACGUACGCACCAAAAUAUCACAAGGCUAAUCGUAUGCUUAAAAUUACACUUUUUGAUGGUGUAUCUUACCAUACAGCGUUCGAAUACGAACCUAUAGCCGCCCUGGACGUUUUUAACGUCACCGGAAACAACCAUAAUUCUGUACGUUGUUGCGGGAAAAUUGCCCUUUACAAUUCUCCAGUAUUCCGAAGAAACGCCUAUUGGUUGAAUAAAACAAACGUAAAGCUUUUAUUUGAGGGAUACAUUUGCAAAAUUCACAAUGAAGAUUCACCUGCUCAUGAAAUAUGUCACGAAUCAAACCCGGAAAUGUCUUCAGAGAAUGGCAUUAGUUCCAGGGUAAUUGAAUUAGCCAGUCAGUUUAUAGACACUGAAGAAUUUGCAAUAAGCAUGUACAAUAGUUCACUUCCAACUACAGGAUCAAGUUUAGAUUCUUCCCAAAAUACAUCUACGAACAUCAGUUUUUCAGGCUCUAAAAAGGAUGUUACUACAGCCCCUAGUCUUGAAGAUACGAGACAAACUUCUCUUAGCAUAUCUGGGCACACAUUUUCAAAUCGUACGGCCCCUCCUGUUACACCUAAUCCCAGCACCGAAUGCAUAACAAUAGAUGAUACGCCUGUUGUAUAUGAUCUUACAGGAGAAAAUGACUCACAACUUACCUACAUUCAUGCUAACAAUUUGGCAAUGGAAAGUAGGGAACCAUCAAAUAACAAAAAUUUUAAAACUUAUUUUCCAGAGGAUUCAAAAUAUCAAAAGUUCAGUUUCGUUUCAUUUUUAAAUAGACGUCCUCACGCUGCAACAGAUAACAAAUCAUUUCUUGAGUUCUCUAAAGAGAGGCUCGCAACAUUCACAAGUGGAAUUGGUAUAUCAAUAAGAAAUUUUUGCAACGUGUUGAGAGAAUCAACCGGAAUUUUGAAUAAUAAACCAGACCUUAAGCUACGAGUAGGCGACAUAACAUGUGAGUAUAAAUUUGGAUUUUUAAAUCAUUCUACGCCUUUAUAUGCAUACCCUGAAAACUCUCUAAUGAACAGAGUACUUUCUGAUCUCGUAAAUAGGGUAUUCAGGACAACGUUUGGCAGUAAAUUUUGGCUUGGAAUAUUUGACGACUGCAUUAGUUCGUUUUUUUGCAUUUUUUCCCUAGAGACAUUUAUUCCAUUUGUAACUCUACCGAGCACUAUGGACAAUUUAACUAUAUCUCAAAAACUAAACUCAAUUGAGGGGUUUUUUCUACUAGAAGAUUUUAACAUUGAAGACACAAAUAUCAUUGUAUUGCGAGGAUAUACUCCAAAUUUACCAAGUAGCACAUUCAACAGUCUUUCAAAGGUGAUAACCGAAAAUUUUAAGCACCUUCAAUAUCACAUGGAUUUUUAA
Messenger RNA from Theileria equi strain WA, 1626 nucleotides. RefSeq lists its product as hypothetical. Bases 1 to 1626 code for a protein of 541 amino acids. The transcript has 2 exons. NCBI's taxonomy places the organism in Eukaryota, Apicomplexa, Aconoidasida, Piroplasmida, Theileriidae. The record is from RefSeq and is a predicted model, not a curated record.